AAAAAAUCCAUAACAGUUCAAAGCCCUAGCCAUAGUGUCAAAAGUUUUUGUCAUUAAAGAGAGAUUCUCUUGGCUCAAGCUCUCUAGAGACUAGAGAGAGGCUGUGUUAAUGGAGUAAGGGGCAGGCAAAUUCCUGCUAAUAUUUUUUGAAAAUCUUUCCGGUUCUGGUCACAUUUAGGGCAUCCACCGCGAUUCAAUUUGAGGAUCGACAGAGAGGAUUGGCUUUCCGAUGAGUCCUUUAGGGUUCAGGUCGGUGGUAUACCAUGGGGAUGUGCGUUUGGGGGAAUUGGACGUUGUACAAUUGAAGGAUCAGAAAUUCCAGUUCCAUAGCAAUGAGAUACGCAUCCACCACAUCUCUCCUAAUAGCGAAAGAUGUCACCCAUUAGCUGUUUUGCAAACAAUAUCCGCCUCUGUUCGCUGCAAGCUUGAGCCCAUCUCCGAUUCAACCUACACUGCUAUCGAUCAGUCUCCACUGAUCAAUCUCCAUGCAUCGUGCUUCUACGAACUGAAGACAGCAGUGGUUUUAAUAGGGGAUGAGGAAUUGCACUUAGUGGCGAUGCCAAGCAAGCAGAAGAAAUUCCCGUGUUUCUGGUGCUUCUCGGUGCCAUCUGGUGUAUAUGAUGCAUGCUUGGUUAUGCUGAAUAUGAGGUGUUUGGCUAUCGUGUUUGAUCUUGAUGAGACAUUGAUUGUUGCAAAUACAAUGAAGUCUUUUGAGGACAGAAUUGAAGCCUUACGGGCUUGGAUAGCUAGAGAGAUGGAUCCAGUGAGAGUGUCAGGAAUGUCUGCAGAGAUGAAGAGGUAUGCCGAGGAUAGAGCAAUGUUGAAGCAGUACACAGAGGGUGAUUGUGUUUCGGAUGGCGGAAAAACAUAUAAUGCUCAGCAAGAGGAGGUGGUCCAGUUAUCUAAUGGGCAUGAAUGUGUUAUUCGGCCAGUGAUAAGAUUGGAAGAAAAGAAUAUUGUCCUUACACGAAUCAACCCAGAGAACCGUGACACUAGUGUGCUAGUCAGACUACGACCUGCUUGGGAUGAUUUGAAAAAUUAUUUGACGGCUAAGGGUAGAAAAAGGUUUGAAGUUUAUGUUUGUACCAUGGCGGAGAGAGAUUAUGCAUUGGAGAUGUGGAGGUUGCUUGACCCUGGUGCACAUCUUAUCAGCUCACAACAACUAUUGGACCGCGUUGUAUGUGUCAAAUCAGGUGCCAGGAAGUCUUUGCAUAAUGUCUUCCAAGGUGGCAUUUGUCACCCAAAAUUAGCCAUGGUAAUUGAUGAUCGCAUAAAAGUGUGGGAGGACAAGGAUCAACCUCGUGUUCAUGUCGUCCCUCCCUUUACGCCAUAUUAUGCUCCUCUGGCUGAGAUAGCAAAUGUUGUCCCAAUUCUGUGUGUUGCUAGAAAUGUUGCAUGUGAUGUUCGAGGGCGUUUCUUCAGAGAGUUUGAUGAAGAGCUAUUACGACAAAUUUCCGAAAUAUUCUACGAGGAUGAGGUGGUAAAGCUUCCCUGUGCACCUGAUGUUAGCAAUUAUCUGAUAACUGAGGAUGCUGGUUUUCCAUCCAAUGGCAAUAUUCCAAUCGCUGAAGGAGUAAAUGGCCCUGAAUUUGCUCAUAGAUUGAAUCAGCAGGAAGUGAAGAAUAAUGUAAAUCAUGUUACAACUUCGGUUCAUAGUAAUCCAGAGCUUAAAACUGAAAGCUCUCAGUCUCUAUUAGGAUCACCUCCAAAUACAUCCACCACACCUUCUAUUAGAGGAGCUCUACCUUUAGAAAAACCUAGUUUACUUGGAGCUCCGCUUGUAUGGGAUAAAAGCUUUUCAGAAGCAGAUCCUGAUUGGAGGAGAAGGUUGCCCAUAUUGAACCAUAGCCAAGAUGUCAGGUUUCGGGGUUCAGCUGAGCCUCCUCUUCUAUCUAGAGUGCCUCAGAAAAUUCCAGGACUUCCCUUACAAUCGCAGGGCACCUUGUCUGUGGAUGGUGAAGCAAUCAGUGGACAUUUAAGCAAUCUAGCACCGGGAAGUAUCCAAGGCAAUGAUGCAUUUAGGCUUGAUAAACCACGAAGUCGUCAAACUUUGACAUCACAUUUAUCUGCAACAAAGAGUGAAGAGGCAAUUUCAAAGAUUGAUAUGCAUGAGCAGAAGACUGGCAUCUCUUCAAACCAGACCUCUUCCAUUAAUAGGGAGCCACAAACAGAAGCAGGCAAACCAAGCUACUUGCCAUCUCUCACCGUUGGAGUGCUGCAAGAAAUUGGAAGAAGAUGCAGCUCAAAAGUCGAGUUUAGGCCUGUUAUCAGUACUGGUGAUGAACUGCAGUUUUCUGUCGAGGUACUCUUUGCUGGUGAGAGAACUGGUGUUGGUAUGGGUAAAACAAGAAAGGAUGCUCAGCAACAGGCAGCUGAGAAUGCCCUGCAUAACUUGGCUCAGAAAUACAUCUCUCAUGUUGAAUCUCAUAAUGGAGUGGUAGAUAAAGAUUUUGGUCAGAUUUCUGCUGGAAAUGAAAAUGGUUUUUUAUUCGAUUCACCAAGUCCUGGAGAUGGAAGGCUAGAGGAGGGUACAUUGCCAAAAGAUAACAACUAAGUUGCUGGGCUUCCUGCUGACACUGCUUGCGAUUGGUUGUCUCUCUGAUCAUUGGCAUAGAUGUUUGUUUCGAUAUGUGGGGCAAUGCUUAUUGGAUAUAAUCAGCUCUGAAAUUUUGUUACACCAUAGUAGAUGGCAAAAUGGGGAAUGGUGAAUGGGCUGGCAUUCACAUUCUUGUUUACCUCUGCUAAUCUGGGCUAUAUAUGCGUCAUAUAUUUCAAGCUUGGAGGUAAGGCCUUUGGUCAUUUCCUACAGCACUUACCCCUUAUCCAAGAAUUCUUACCAUGUUCACACCCAGACGUGGUGCAUUAUAUUUUGAACAAAUUGCGAGUGUAAUUACAGGUGCAUGAAGUGACCCUUUAGUUGAAUCUCCCUCAUUGUCAAAUACAACCUUAAAGGGAGCCAGUACUCCAUUCCUUGAUGGGAAACAUGAUUUUGUCACACGGUGUCAUCAACUUUGCCGGACUUGCAUACCUGGAAUCAAUUUCUAGAUUGCAGUCAUGAGUGAGUAGGUUUCAUAAAGGGUGCAGUUGAUUCUGCUUCUGCCGAGUUUGUAAGACUCAUCAUCCAUACCGUAAGCAUGAAUGCUUUGGCAGAGAAUAGUUAGAGGGCUGCUUCAGAAUGUGGUGGAUGGUGGACUAGAAAUUUUGGGAUUUGUUGCCAUUUGAAUGUAACUUAGUUAGUAGUAGUAUUAGUUAGCACAUGACACUUCAAUAUGGGCGUUUUUUGUGCCCGUUUUGUAACUAUUAUUUAUAGUCUAAUCUAACAUUCUAACCGAUUCUCAAAUUGUAAGUUUGAUACCGGGUGAGGAGGUGCCGUG
Cuscuta epithymum is the source of this 3374-nucleotide messenger RNA. The record is from the annotation of a GenBank genome assembly. Lineage: Eukaryota; Viridiplantae; Streptophyta; Magnoliopsida; Solanales; Convolvulaceae.